UAGAACGGCAAUCAGAACGAUGCCCGCAAAUGAAGGUACUUUUGACGAGAUCUUGGAGCACCAAAGCUUUGAGAAUCUAAAGGAUUCGCUGAAGACGUUUUCUAGUCACUCUUCUGAUGAUUCGCAAGAAGACGACAAUCAAGUAAACACCAUGGCGAAUUCAAUAAUUAAUGGUACAUCGUCAUCUUAUUAUCAGAGUACACCAAUUAAAGCAAUACAUGAAGACUUCUUCAGAGAUUCAUUUGAAGUCAUUCUGCAACAUGCAAUUUUCGACGGUACUUCUCGCAAGACCAAGGUUGUUGAAUGGAUAGAUCCAGAGCACCUACCGUCAAUAAUUGAUCUCCGCCUCUCAGAUAAUGGUAUACCACAUGAUGAAUUACUUAAUCUGAUCCGUGGUGUGAUUAAAUACAGCGUUAAAACAGGAAAUCCACGAUUCAUAAAUCAACUUUUCUCCAGUGUUGAUCCUUAUGGUUUAGUAGGACAAUGGUUGACUGAUGCAUUAAAUCCAUCCGUGUAUACCUAUGAAGUAUCUCCAGUAUUUUCACUGAUGGAGAAUCAAGUUUUACGAGAAAUGAGAAGUAUUAUUGGAUGGGCUAAAGGGGAUGGGAUUUUCUGUCCGGGCGGAUCAAUUGCUAAUGGAUAUGCAAUCAAUCUUGCAAGACAUCAUAAAUUUCCGAAAUUGAAAGAGAGUGGUUUGGCUGGAUUACCUCGACUUGUUGUUUUUACGUCAGAAGACGCUCAUUAUUCAGUAAAAAAACUAGCUGCCUUUCUUGGGAUCGGAACAAAUAACGUUUAUUGUAUUAAGGUGGAUAGUAUAGGCAAGAUGGAUGUAAAUAAUUUAGAAGAACAAAUUAUCAAAACUAUUCAAGAAGGUGCAAUUCCACUAAUGGUAUCAGCAACAGCUGGAACAACUGUUUUAGGUGUGUUUGAUCCUAUUAGACAAAUUUCCGCACUUUGUCAAAAAUACGAUUUGUGGCUUCACGUUGAUGCAGCAUGGGGUGGUGGUGCCUUAAUAUCUAAAAAGCAUAAAAAGUAUCUUGAUGGAAUAGAACUUGCCGAUUCUGUUACUUGGAAUCCUCACAAAUUGUUAGCAGCACCACAACAGUGUUCAACCCUUCUUAUUCGACAUGAAAAUCUUCUGCAAUCGGCUCACUGUUCUAACGCUACGUAUCUCUUCCAGAAAGAUAAGUUUUAUGAUACGUCGUAUGAUUCUGGUGAUAAACACAUACAAUGUGGUCGUCGAGCUGAUGUCUUAAAGUUUUGGCUAAUGUGGAAAGCAAAAGGAACAUCUGGUUUUGAGAAGCAUGUUGAUCGAGUAUUUCAUCUUUCAAGAUACUUUACUGAUCUGAUACGUAAUCGAGAAGGUUGGAAACUUCUUCAAGAGCCAGAGUGCACUAAUGUUUGCUUUUGGUAUAUACCUAAAUCUAAAAGGCAUUUAAGUGAUUCACAACUUGAUAAAGCUCUGCAUAAGAUAGCUCCUAUUGUGAAAGAACGAAUGAUUAAGAAAGGAUCAAUGUUAGUGACAUAUCAACCUAUUCAUGGUAAACCAAAUUUCUUUCGAUUUGUAUUACAAAACUCAGCGUUAACAGAAGAUGAUAUGAGAUAUUUUGUUAAUGAAUUUGAAGUAUUAUCCGAAGAUUUGUGAAAUGAAUGUUCUUAUUGUUAAUUAAUCUAGAUGUUAAGUUCUGAUAUUAAAAAUAAUUAUACCAAAAACCUCAGGUCUUUGGAUUGAAGUUUUUUAUUAAUGUUUUUUAGUAUAACAUUUAUUUAAUUAAAAAGUAUAAUUUGAAUAA
Messenger RNA from Chelonus insularis, 1793 nucleotides. It is a transcript of the gene black, whose product is annotated as glutamate decarboxylase-like protein black. The record is from RefSeq and is a predicted model, not a curated record. Lineage: Eukaryota; Metazoa; Arthropoda; Insecta; Hymenoptera; Braconidae. Gene Ontology annotation, biological process: carboxylic acid metabolic process. The transcript has 2 exons. Gene Ontology annotation, molecular function: carboxy-lyase activity; pyridoxal phosphate binding. Gene Ontology annotation, cellular component: cytoplasm. Bases 20 to 1645 code for a protein of 541 amino acids.